ACUACAGUAUGCUGACGUCACGCGCUCCACAUAUAAAGUAGCUGCUAUGCGCGGACUUUGGACUCGCAACUUCAGAGCGACACGACUGCGAAGGAUUGAGAGGGAAAGAAGCAGAAGAAGCGCUGAUCAAGUCUUUGGAGUAUGAACAGACUUACAUUUAAAGUUCUCCUGUUGGCACUGGGCUUUCUGGUCUGCGAAGGAGGUAACCCGUGCUGCUCAGAGCCAUGCCAGAAUAGGGGCGUAUGCACAGCACUGGGAGCAGAUGAUUACGAGUGUGAUUGCACACGUACAGGAUAUUAUGGGCAAAACUGCACAACACCUGAGUUUCUCACCUGGAUCAAAGUCACCCUGAAGCCAUCACCCAACACUGUCCACUACCUUCUCACCCACUUCAAGGGCUUCUGGAACAUCAUCAACAACAUCUCAUUUCUCCAGGAUGCCAUCAUGAGAUAUGUGCUGACAACCCGAUCACACUUGAUUGACAGUCCCCCAACUUACAAUGCAGAUUAUGGUUACAAAAGCUGGGAAGCCUAUUCCAACCUUUCCUACUAUACGCGUACCCUCCCACCUGUGCCGCAGGAUUGCCCAACCCCUAUGGGAGUAGUAGGAAACAAGGAGCUGCCUGAUGUUAAAGUUUUGGCUGAGAAGCUUCUGGUGAGGAGACAGUUUAUCCCAGACCCGCAGAGAACCAGCCUGAUGUUUGCAUUUUUUGCACAGCACUUCACUCACCAGUUCUUCAAAACGGAUAUGAAGAAAGGACCUGCCUUCACCCAGUCUAAAGGCCAUGGGGUGGACCUCAGCCACAUUUAUGGAGAAGACCUGGAGAAGCAGCACAAGCUCAGACUCUUCAAGGAUGGAAAGCUCAAAUAUCAGAUCCUGGAUGGAGAUAUGUACCCCCCAACAGUACAGGAAGUGGGGGUUGAUAUGUUCUACCCCCCUCAUGUCCCCGACUCUCACCGCUUCGCCGUGGGCCACGAGGCGUUCGGCCUGGUCCCUGGUCUCAUGAUGUAUGCCACCAUUUGGCUGCGGGAACACAACCGGGUGUGUGACGUGUUGAAGGAGGUGCACCCUGACUGGGACGAUGAAAGACUCUUCCAGACCACACGGCUCAUUAUGAUUGGUGAGACCAUCAAGAUUGUGAUUGAAGACUAUGUGCAGCACCUGAGUGGCUAUCACUUCAAACUCAAGUUUGAUCCCCAGCUGCUCUUCAAGGAGCGUUUCCAGUACCAGAAUCGCAUUGCAUCUGAGUUCAACACCCUGUACCACUGGCACCCGCUGAUGCCUGAUAGUUUCCACAUUGAGGAGAAAGAGUACAACUACAAACAGUUUAUGUUCAACAUGUCGGUAGUGACUGAGCACGGCAUCAACAACCUGGUGGAUUCGUUUACUAAGCAGAUUGCAGGACGGGUUGCUGGUGGCCGAAAUGUCCCAGGAGCUGUUUUGUACGUGGCCAUUAAGUCCGUAGAGCACAGCAGAAAAAUGCGUUACCAGUCUCUGAAUGCCUACAGGAAGCGAUUCUCCAUGAUGCCCUACAAGUCUUUUGAAGACAUGACAGGAGAUAAAGAAAUGGCCGCAAUACUGAAGGAGAUGUACGGACAUGUCGAUGCUGUGGAGCUCUACCCAGGCUUGCUGGUGGAGAAACCAAGGCCCAACGGCAUCUUUGGGGAGACCAUGGUGGAGAUGGGGGCACCUUUCUCCCUCAAGGGCUUAAUGGGAAACCCCAUCUGCUCCCCAGAGUACUGGAAGCCCAGCACCUUUGGAGGCAGCGUGGGCUUUGACAUCGUCAACACCGCUUCCCUGCAAAAGCUCGUCUGCAAUAACGUGCGGGGCUCCUGUCCUGUGGCGUCCUUUUACGUGCCUGACGUAAAAGACACAGGGUCCAUGAUCAACUCAAGCACAUCCCACUCAGAAAGCAGUGACAUCAACCCCACUGUCAUCCUAAAAGAACGGACUACAGAGCUCUAACCCUUUAAAAUUUUAUUGGU
Messenger RNA from Monopterus albus (swamp eel), 1985 nucleotides. RefSeq names its product prostaglandin-endoperoxide synthase 2b (gene ptgs2b). The transcript has 10 exons. NCBI's taxonomy places the organism in Eukaryota, Metazoa, Chordata, Actinopteri, Synbranchiformes, Synbranchidae. Gene Ontology annotation, cellular component: neuron projection; cytoplasm. Gene Ontology annotation, molecular function: prostaglandin-endoperoxide synthase activity; oxidoreductase activity, acting on single donors with incorporation of molecular oxygen, incorporation of two atoms of oxygen; heme binding. Gene Ontology annotation, biological process: cyclooxygenase pathway; response to oxidative stress. The coding region runs from base 142 to 1965 and encodes 607 amino acids. The record is from RefSeq and is a predicted model, not a curated record.